AUGGAUUCCGGCAAGUUCUCCGGCGGAAGGUCCAGCUUCACCCAGACCUGUACCCUUCUGAGCCAGUACUUGAAGGAGAAGGGCAGCUUUGGGGACCUCUCCCUCGGCCUCACCCCUAAAUUUUCCGAAUCCAAAGCGACUGUGAAUUUUUUGCCCAUGAUUGAGAAUUCGGGUAGGGUCUCGGGUUCCGGCGACGUCAGCGUGGAUAAUUUGCCUCACCUCGUCGGAGAAGAAGCAGCUCUGAACAAAUCCGACGGCGGCCAGAGGCCCGAUAAGCAAACCGGACAGAUGACCAUAUUCUACGCGGGUCAGGUCUUGGUGUUCGACGAUCUACCGGCUGACAAGGCCAAGGAGAUCAUGACGCUUGCCGGCAAGUCCUUUGCUUCGCCGCAUACUGCCCACACCGCGGUAAUUUCGCCCGCCGCCGGCGCCGCUACUGCUGUCGCUCCCUUUGGGCAACCGGAGCGUGCCGUCCACGUUCCCCACCCGGCGCUUGCUAAUGAUUUACCGAUCGCGAGGAAACAUUCGUUAGCCCGGUUUUUGGAGAAGAGAAAAGAUAGGAUCACAGCAAACGCGCCGUACCAAGUGACCAAACCGGCGCAGCCGAACCCGGUGAAGACCGAGCCGUGGCUCGGCUUGGCUCCUCAGCUGCCGGUCCAAGCCCAGCCCCAUUAG
Messenger RNA from Striga hermonthica, 675 nucleotides. The record is from the annotation of a GenBank genome assembly. NCBI's taxonomy places the organism in Eukaryota, Viridiplantae, Streptophyta, Magnoliopsida, Lamiales, Orobanchaceae.